Molecule: messenger RNA, 1818 nt
Organism: Sphaeroforma arctica JP610
Lineage: Eukaryota; Ichthyosporea; Ichthyophonida
Exons: 4
Coding region: 160-1818 (552 amino acids)
Source: RefSeq, a predicted model, not a curated record
CGUAAAUUAAGACAUACCUAUUCAUAAGUCAUACACCAGAGGCAAAACUUUGCUAGAAUUUGUCAGCGCGAUCUUUGCCUGCUCACCUACAUUCUUAACUAAAUCUCAGUCAUAUUAACAGAUGUACAAGUUGUGGUAGUGGUUCAAUUCACCAUCACUAUGUCACAGUCCGACGAUGACUGGCUCGAGUUCACAGUACCGCCUACGUCACCCCCGAGAUCAACAGGAAGCUCCUCGUUCCCAUCUCGAAGGAACACCAUUACAGAUCAGGAUUUCGACUUCUCUUCGAGAAGACCCUCUCUCAGCACUGUGAUCCAUAAGGCUGUUACAUCGCUUGCAACAGAGACCACACCCUCGCCCGUCACCAAGCGCGCGCGGGCUGUGAAUACAUUGGAGGAUGAGAUUCAUAACAUUGGUGACAGUGGAAUGAUUGCUAUUGGGAGUAACUCUACCCGUACGUAUCCUCAUAGACGUAGAGAUAAAGAUGGAGCUAGGGCUCGUAGUAAAUCGAGGGAUUUAGACCCUCCUGAGACGCCUCAUUCGUAUUCAGACUUGACUGCGGAUACGAAUGCGAUAACAUCGCUGACAUCAGUACACUCACCCAAACUUAGUGUCAUAGCACCGGAGGAAGUGGACCUUCAGAAUAUCCAACAGGUUGCCCAGCGAACACGCGGCAGAAACCAAAAGAGCCUGUCGACGGACACGAGCAGAGACAGCAGUAGAUCAGCGUCCGCAUCACGUGCUCACUCUAAUAGUGCAUCACGAAACCGCUCUAAUAGCACAUCACGAGCACACUCCAAUAGUCCAUCACCACACAGCAACAGCCGUACAUCACCACACAGCAAUAGCCGUUCAUCACCACACAGCAAUAGCCGUGCGAAUGACAACAAUGAAAGUGCCGUAGGCACGGGCAGUCGUCUGAGGAGUGCGACUGCGUAUAGUAAACCGCUUAGUAGACCGCCCUCGGUGAAUACAGUACCUUCAAAGACGAGUUCGAUGCAAAGUCCCCGGGGAAAGGCGAAUAAGCAAGAUUCGGGCGCAUCUCAGAAUCAAAGUCCGAAUAUGUUCUCAUUUCCACUCAGCAAGGGGAGUACAGCUGCUGUUGUGCAGAACCAGGGUGUUCCCGGUUGGUCUGAUCUUGCUAUAUCGUCCCCGAAUGGUUCUCCUCGUCCAUCACAUCCCCUGAAAAGGCGGCGUGCUUAUACGCAACAUGCACCUCCGAGCGCAGACUUAGGCACCCUUCAGAACGAUGCAGCAGAACAUUCACGCACCUCUAACCCAGGCGCACAAACGCGUGCACACGUCCCAUUGACCAGUCCGCAAGAUGGGGUUGUGAACACCAAUAUCUCGCCCCUGGUCCGUGGUACCUAUCGGAAUGUGGAACCGCUAGAGAGUAGGGGUAGGCAGUCCACCACGAGUUAUGAGACGUCCAGAGGGAAGAGUCCUCGAUCGGGGACGAGUGAGUCGGCUGAUAAGAGGGUCACUCGCCACACCCGCGUCACUGACCAGUCCAUGUCGCAGGGUAUUGAGAGCAAGACGGGUGCUGGUUCGAUGGGGCCACUCUCUGUGGGGAAGGGUUGCUCAGAGGAUGAUCUGACUCGAUUGGAAAUCGAAGCUCUUGGGGAUUUACACAGCAGCAGCAAAGAAGGCGAAGACUUUGACUGGCACAACACAGGCAUGCAGGAUGCUCGCCUAGAGAUCCGGUUCGAUCGUGAAGGCAACCAAUUAAAAGGUACGCACAGUUGCUUAUGGACAAAAAGAGACAAUCUUGUGAUGUCAAAGGACGUUGAGUGGGUAACAUGUAUUCGGGUUAUGUGA